This is a messenger RNA of Trichoderma citrinoviride, 492 nucleotides long. RefSeq lists its product as hypothetical. The record is from RefSeq and is a predicted model, not a curated record. The transcript has a single exon. Lineage: Eukaryota; Fungi; Ascomycota; Sordariomycetes; Hypocreales; Hypocreaceae. The coding region runs from base 1 to 492 and encodes 163 amino acids.
AUGAAACUUCUUCCUGGCAAGACAUUUUUCUACAUCGAUGAGAUGAUCAACUCGAUCAAAGACGGAUUGAACGGGACUGACGGGAAGCGCCCUUUGUUCGAACUCUUUGCAGGAGUCGCCCACACUGGCUGUGGCGGCGGUGGUAUCGAUCGGCGGAAUAUUUGGAAGUACGGUACGAAGUUCCAAUACUUCCAAUUGGAAGAUUUGUUUGGAGGACCACCCUUCAUCACAGGCGUGAAGGAGUUUACGGAACAUGAUUAUCUCGAGACAACUGAGUUCCUCAGAGCGACAAAGGCCGAUGACAAAUGUUACUGCCUCUGCGAAGUUGUCCGAGACGGACAGUCGGAGCUUGGCUGGUCACUCUACAUUCACGAAAUACAGCCUGUCAGUUGGGAGACGAUGCGAAGUGCUCAUGCCAGCAUGGGAAGAAUGACCGACGAUGGUGUGGUCGAGAGGCAGACCAAGAUGUGCGUGGGCGAGGACUUUUGGUGA